Messenger RNA from Drosophila navojoa, 1033 nucleotides. RefSeq names its product mitochondrial 2-oxoglutarate/malate carrier protein. Lineage: Eukaryota; Metazoa; Arthropoda; Insecta; Diptera; Drosophilidae. Gene Ontology annotation, biological process: transmembrane transport. The record is from RefSeq and is a predicted model, not a curated record.
AGAUAGCAAACUUAUUGAAAAAUCUGAUCGAAAUUCCCAAUUGUUUAACCUACAUGAUCUCCGAUCAUGGGCGUGCACACCGUAGACGGUAAAACUAUACCAAAUUAUAUGAAAUAUGUGCUCGGAGGCACCGCUGGCAUGAUGGCCUCGGUUAUAGUCCAGCCGCUGGAUCUGGUUAAGACGCGAAUGCAAGUGGCCGGCGCAUCGGGAAAGAAGGAGUACAAAAGCUCCUUCGACUGCAUUGCCAAGGUGUUCCAGUCCGAGGGCUUUCUGGCAUUCUACAAUGGCAUCAGCGCCGGACUGUUGCGGCAGGCGACGUACACGACGACCCGCAUGGGUGUCUAUCAAAUGGAGGUGGAGUACUAUCAGAAUACGUACCAAAAGCCGCCCAAUGUGCUCUCCAGCAUGGCCAUGGGCGUCGUUGCGGGCGCUUGCGGCGCUGUUGUCGGCAAUCCGGCCGAGGUCUCGCUCAUCCGCAUGAUGGCCGACAAUCGACUGCCCGAGGAUCAGCGGCGUAAAUACAAGAAUGUCGGCGAUGCAGUUCUGCGGAUAAUACGCGAGGAGGGCGUCUUCGCCCUGUGGCGUGGCUGUGCACCGACAGUGGCGCGAGCGAUGAUCGUGAAUAUGGUGCAGCUGGCAUCGUAUUCACAGUUCAAGCUCCUCUUCAAGAGCUACUUGAAUGAGGGCCUUGGCCUGCACAUUGCGUCCAGCAUGUGCUCCGGCCUGUUGACCACCAUUGCCUCGAUGCCCAUGGACAUGGCCAAGACGCGCAUACAGAACAUGAAGAUCAAGGAUGGCAAACGCGAGUACAAGGGCACCCUGGACGUCAUCAUGAGUGUGAUACGCAACGAGGGCGUAUUCUCGCUGUGGAAGGGCUUCACGCCCUACCUCUGCCGUCUGGGCCCGCACACGGUGUUUGCCUUCGUCUUCCUCGAGCAGCUGAACGCGGCAUACUUCAAAUACGUUUUGGGUGUUGAAAGCAAGCAACCGGGUCUGUGAUUAAAUUAAAUUUGACUGUACAUCUCAAUAGCCU